UUGCAUAGUUGUUGUUAUUUGUCGCAAUUGUGAUAAAAUGAAUGUGUCUAAAACAUUACCCCGCAUGGUCCAAAUACAUGCUCAGGUGAAUUGCUGUUGCCAUGAUGCCCAUGGGUGUGAAUGGCGUGAAGCUGUAUGUUGUCUUACUAACAUGAUGUAAUACUUUUCCACUUACAAAGUAUGUAAUUCCUCCUCUCAGGAAAGAGCUCUAAAGUCACGCAGGAUACUAACCUCACUGCAUACUCACAAAAUCCAGUUUCCACAAUGCAAGAUGCAUUUACAGAAUACAGAAGUGAGUACUUUGGCUUAAAUAGCAGCGUUACUCUGAACUGCUCCAAUAAGACAUUGGCUUCGAUUCUCUUCAUUACCUGGACGAUAGACAUUGACGGAAAGCAGUGUCAAAUGGCUCAUAGUGAUAACGAUUCUAAACAUGAUACAUGUAAAGAUGGAAAGAUCCUGCGCAACAACACAAAUGGAGAAACAUACCUGUACAUUCCUCACUUUACAAAACGAGAUGAAGGACGGUAUCAGUGUGAGACUGUGUUCAACGGUGGAUCCAGUAAAGUAGUAAUAAAUGUAUCUGCCAAAGUCCCUCUACAGAUUUCCACCAGACUGGACCUUGACCACAGAGAAGCUGUGUGUUCAGCUGCAGGGGUUAAAUCAAACGUCUCCAUCUCAUGGAGAACUGCGUGGGACACCACUGUAACCAGCAGCUCUGUACCCAACCCAGAUGGCUCCUACACCACGGAGAGCCGACUCAAACUGCCCGACCAUGUGCAUGGUACCGAGCUGCACUGCAUAGUGACACACCCCAGCUGGACAGAGAAUUACACAGAGACACUUCAACUCCCUAAUCCAUUAAAAGGCAGAACCAUUGAAGCCUGGCAGUGGAUAAUUAUAUUUCUGGAUUUAUGUUGCUUUUCAGUGGGUAUUAUUAUUGGACUUUAUAUUAUAUGGGAACAUCUCAGCAAGAUCAGCAGAAGCUGCUGCAACUCCAGGACAUCAGCUACCCCCCCCACCCACCCCACUCCGUCAGACCCCAAAACGUUGGUAAAGGUGUGUAAAGGCCGGCAGUAGCUGAACCUAACAGCGUGGCUACAUAGGUUAUAUCAGCAGUGAUUAGCUAAGACGGAUCGUACCUCUCAUAGUAUGGCCUGGAGGAAUGUCGUUUUAUGUGUUGCUAUUCUUAAAUACAUGAAGUGUGAUCCAUUGUGUAGUGCAAUAAACUGAAUCAAUAAAAUAAAAUGUUUCUUGGUCUGUAAUGUACAAUUUCACCUUGUUAGCUUCCUUGGUAGUUCUUCCUCUGUGCUUUGU
This is a messenger RNA of Brienomyrus brachyistius, 1314 nucleotides long. RefSeq lists its product as uncharacterized. Lineage: Eukaryota; Metazoa; Chordata; Actinopteri; Osteoglossiformes; Mormyridae. The transcript has 5 exons. The record is from RefSeq and is a predicted model, not a curated record. Gene Ontology annotation, molecular function: signaling receptor activity. Bases 265 to 1077 code for a protein of 270 amino acids. Gene Ontology annotation, biological process: regulation of neuroinflammatory response.